This is a messenger RNA of Gossypium raimondii (Peruvian cotton), 2116 nucleotides long. RefSeq names its product polygalacturonase At1g48100. The coding region runs from base 400 to 1836 and encodes 478 amino acids. Gene Ontology annotation, molecular function: polygalacturonase activity. Gene Ontology annotation, biological process: carbohydrate metabolic process. Lineage: Eukaryota; Viridiplantae; Streptophyta; Magnoliopsida; Malvales; Malvaceae. The transcript is spliced from 7 exons. The record is from RefSeq and is a predicted model, not a curated record.
GACAGUUCACAAGCUUACAGUAACCUUGAUCAAGGGUCCAGGAUACAGUCCUUGGCAACAUAAGCCGUAAAAAAACAGUGGGGAAUUAAAAUCCAACAAUGAAGAAUUGAAGAAACAUAAGGAUCUCUGUCAGGUCCACAGACCACGUGACCUAGAAAAGCAAAACAAAGAGGGAAAAAAUCAAUAUAAAGCCAACAACCUUCUGCCAAAUUAGCCACAAAAAGGCUAGCCUCCCAAAUGCAUUUCAAAUAUUUUAUUCGCAUUGAUUAUGAUAUAGCUAUCAACCAGUAUUUGACAUGUGUCUUCAACUAUCACUAAAGAACAGCUUUGAUCUCUGGAAUUGUUGUUAAAGAGUAUAAAUUAGAGAUUGAUUUGGCUUCAGCUUAUUGUCUGCUGCUAAUGGAACUUGGUCGUGGAUUAUUAUUCAUUUGGAUUUUGGCAAUUCUUUCCUUUCAUCAUUGUUCAAGCAAUGCAAAUGCAAGAUAUCAUUACCACAAGAAGCAUAAACCCAAAGGCUCCCCUGGGAAGUCACCUGUUCAUGUCCCUGCUCCUCCCAAAAACCCUGACCCUCCAUCUAUUCCUUCAGACCCUUAUCCCAAUGAUCCCGGGGAUCCAACAGGCAGCAUCUUCGACGUCACUUCUUACGGUGCGGUGGGGGACGGUUGUUCAGAUGACACUGCAGCAUUCAUGGAAGCAUGGAAAGCUGCUUGUGCAGUAGAAUCAGCCACUGUUUUGGUUCCUUCAGAUAAAGUUUUCAUGAUCACUUCCACUAUCUUCCCAGGGCCAUGCAAACCUGGACUUGCCCUUCAAGUUGAUGGGGUCCUAAUGCCACCGGAUGGACCUGAUUGCUGGCCAAAAGCAGAUAGCCGUCAGCAAUGGCUUGUGUUUUAUAGACUUAAUGAUAUGAAACUCACUGGGAAUGGUGUCAUUGAAGGAAAUGGACAGAAGUGGUGGGAUCUCCCUUGCAAACCUCACAGGGGUCCAAAUGGUUCAACUCUGCCAGGACCUUGUGACAGCCCUACUAUGAUCAGGUUCUUUAUGAGCUCCAAUUUAGUAGUCAGUGGCAUAAAGAUCCAAAACAGUCCUCAGUUUCAUAUGAAAUUCGAUGGGUGCGAAGGGGUUUUGAUAGAAAAACUAUUGAUAUCAACCCCUAAACUUAGCCCGAACACCGAUGGAAUCCACAUUGGAAACACAAAAUCUGUUGGCAUAUACAAUUCAAUGAUAAGCAACGGAGAUGAUUGCAUUUCGAUCGGUCCAGGAUGCUCUGAUGUGCACAUUGAAGGUGUUACUUGUGGUCCAAGUCACGGGAUCAGCAUUGGGAGCCUUGGGGUGCAUAAUUCGCAGGCAUGUGUUUCGAACAUAACCGUUCGAAACACGGUGAUAAGAGAAUCAGACAAUGGGGUAAGGAUCAAGACAUGGCAAGGGGGCACAGGUUCUGUAUCAGGCAUAUCAUUUGAGAACAUCCAGAUGGAGAAUGUUAGAAACUGCAUAAACAUAGACCAAUACUACUGUUUGCAAAAGGCAUGCCUAAACCAAACAUCUGCUGUUUAUGUAAGAGAUGUGCAAUAUAGGAACAUUAAAGGCAGCUAUGACGUGAGAAAUACUCCGAUCCAUUUCGCUUGCAGCGACACAGUGGCUUGCACGAACAUAACAAUGGCAGAUGUCGAGCUUAUGCCACACGAAGGUGAAUUAAUGGAGGAACCAUUUUGUUGGAAUGCUUAUGGAAUUGAAGAGACAUUAAGUAUACCCCCCAUUGGUUGCUUACUGAAAGGGAUGCCCCAUGCCAUAACAGAGAGUUCUCAGUAUAGUUGCUCAAAUGAGAAUGGUAGAUUUUAGUGUUUUAUAUAUAUUAAUAUUAAUGAUUGCAUAGUACAAUUUAUAUAGAAAGAGGCCGAGGGGGAGAGAUGACAUAGCACAAUCAUCUGAAUAUGUAUUAUAUAAUUGGUUUGUUUUGUGGUGUUGGUUUAGGCUUCUUUCAUCCCUUUAAGGGGGUUAUUUAUCCCUUAGCGUGUGAUGAGAUGAGAUGUGCUGGUUUGUAUACCAAGUUGGGCCUACAGUGUUUUAUCCUUUAAAGUUUAAAUCCUUACAUAGAAGUAUUUAUUCUUAUUGAUAUUAA